Xenopus tropicalis (tropical clawed frog) is the source of this 2051-nucleotide messenger RNA. RefSeq names its product cell adhesion molecule 2-like. NCBI's taxonomy places the organism in Eukaryota, Metazoa, Chordata, Amphibia, Anura, Pipidae. The record is from RefSeq and is a predicted model, not a curated record. Bases 1 to 933 code for a protein of 310 amino acids. The transcript has 8 exons.
AUGAGGUUAUUGUAUUUCUGUAUAAGGGAUCCGGUACAUCUCCUUCUCUCUGUGUUGCUAGAGGGAAUUUCCCAUUUCUAUAUGAGAUGCCUCAGGGCUCAAUGCCCCUCUGUUCUCUUACAUAACUGCAUAAGUGGGAGUGAAUGCGCCUAUAAAUAUUGGGGGUCUCCCUCCCUUUCCGUCAGAGAGAAACCCCUUACUGGAAGAAUAUUAUUGAUAUUUUAUCUUUGGAUAAGCGCCAUGUUUAGCGUGAGCAUCGUGCCUAUUAUCUUUGCCCUUGUCCUGUUUCCUUUUUCUGACUGCGGUCAAAACCUUCCCGAUCUACAAUGGCAGCAUUCAGUCCUUGAAACUGAAGAUGUGACAGUGGUGGAAGGAGAGGCCGCCAUCAUCAGCUGCCGAGUAAAGAACCACAACGACGAUGUUAUUCAACUGCUCAGUCCCAAAAGGCAAACCAUCUUCUUUGGGGAUUAUAAGACCCUGAAGGACAGCCGAUAUAGCCUGGUUUACUUUGCCGCCAAUGAAUUAAGAGUCUCCAUUUCUAACGUUUCUCUGGAUGAUGGGGGCCGAUAUACUUGCCAGCUCUACAGCGACCCUCCUCAGGAGGCCUCUGUAACUGUGACAGUAAUUGAAAAAAAUCCGACCCUUGAAACCAAAGACGUCACAGUGGUAGAAGGAGAAGUUGCCAUUAUCAGCUGCCGGGUACUAAACAAUGAUGGUUCUGUUAUCCAACUGCUCAGUCCCAACCGGCAAACCAUCUUCUUCCAAAAUUUCAAAGCCCUGAGGGACAACCGAUACCAGUUGGUAGAUUUCUCUGAUAACGAACUGAAAGUCUCCCUUUCUAAUGUUUCUGUCAAAGAUGGCGGACGAUAUACCUGUCAACUCUACAGCGACCCCCCUCAGGAGGCAUUCGCAACUGUUACAGUUGUGGCCUGAAAUGACUUUGAUCAUCGUUGGUCCUUCUGAGACAACCUGACCCAACUGGUAACGUUAUUAAAAUCAAUGAAUGUUUUUCAUGUUGGACUGUGCCAUAGGAAGAGUCACCUCCCAGACUUCCCUCGGUGGAGCUUCUCUCUCGUCUUCACACAAGACACGGUAAUCCCUCAGCCCUGACCAAUAAGAAGUGUAGAAGUUGACCACCUUAUGUUAUUUUCUGUCAUGGUGUGAUAAGUAACUCUACGAUAAUGAACAACAUGCACUUUGGCACAACACAUAAACUUGAACUAUGGAAUAGAGAUUGGGGCCUGCAUCGGCCAUCUAAGCCUAUUUGUCUCCCCACUUGUGCCCCUCGUGAAUAAGCACUACUGGAUCUACUUCAGUGGGAGGAGCUUUUUGGACUCUAGCCAUCUGUAAUAGCUCAUAUCAUUUUGUGAAAAAUAUUUAAGAGGUAAAGAUCAUAGUUUGGCGGUUCUGUUUUUGAACUGUGCUUCUUGAUCAGUUACAUUACUGAAGCUGACUGACCAGCCGCGAUGGACCUACAUUUUCCUAAAGGUUGGGUGCAUCUCCCCCACCCAAACUGCAUCAUUUCUACUGUAUAUGCCCCCUCUGUUCGCCAGCACCAUCACAUUUUUCUAAAACAAAUAGCCAUUUUCCCUCCAGCAGAGUGCAGAGCUAGAGCAGAGUUUCUAUGGAAACCACUGAUGCCAUUGGCUGCUAGACGUGAGGGCGUGUUUAGUAACCUGAGUUGAGAAGAACUGAGCAUGCUCAGUAGCCAAGAGCCAAUUCCUGAGGGAGGGGCCAAGUAGGUUAGGAGGAAAAGUCAUCGUAAUGUGAUUAAGGGGCUGCUACAGCCUUACUAUUAACCUUUGAACACCCAGAGUGGCAGGUAUUUCAAUAUUUCAGAACAUUUAUAAAUAAUGUAAGGAUUUGUAUUAAACAAUCUGACAUAUAGAAAGGGUGGAGCCUUGCUGAGUAAUUAAUUAUUAUAUCAUAUGAAUGUAUUUGUUCUGCAGUUAAUUGCAUGCAACUACUGAUCUAACAGUUACACGUUUUCGUGAUUAGUCUACUUGCUAAAAUGAAAUAUAAAUAAAAAGGAAAGUAAAAAAACCCUUAAA